This is a messenger RNA of Onthophagus taurus, 1707 nucleotides long. It is a transcript of the gene UQCR-C1, whose product is annotated as Ubiquinol-cytochrome c reductase core protein 1. Gene Ontology annotation, cellular component: mitochondrion. Gene Ontology annotation, molecular function: metalloendopeptidase activity; metal ion binding. The record is from RefSeq and is a predicted model, not a curated record. NCBI's taxonomy places the organism in Eukaryota, Metazoa, Arthropoda, Insecta, Coleoptera, Scarabaeidae.
UAAUCGAAAAAUUAAUUAAUUUAUCUCGAAAUCAAAAUUUAAUGUAGUAACUUCACACCAGAGAUAACUUCACACCAACUCCCUCUAACAUCUAACUAACUUCACAACGUCUUGAGCUGUCAUUUCGGGAAAAAAUGGCGUCCUUUCUUAAGUUAACGAAAUCGGCUGCGAAAUUAACGAAAAAUGGGGCCCUCACACAGUUGAAUAAGAACUUAAGAGGAGCCGCAACUGCCGCUAAAACCCAAGAAGUUUUAUUGAACGUCCCGCCGACUCAAGUUACCUGUUUAGAUAACGGGAUUAGAGUUGCAACGGAAGAUUGGGGUUCACCAACAGCAACGGUUGGGAUUUGGAUUGAUGCCGGGAGUCGGUAUGAGAAUACGAAAAAUAAUGGAGUGGCUCAUUUUAUGGAGCAUAUGGCGUUUAAGGGUACCGGGAAACGUUCUCAAAGCCAAUUAGAGAUUGAAAUUGAAGAUAUGGGGGCUCAAUUAAACGCUUACACAAGCAGAGAACAAACUGUUUAUUACUCAAAGUGUUUGGCUAAAGAUGUACCGAAAGCUUUGGAGAUUUUAUCUGAUAUUGUGCAAUGUGCAAAAUUGGGUGAGCAAGAAAUUGAAAGGGAACGUGGGGUUAUUUUGCGGGAGAUGCAAGAGGUCGAGUCGAAUCUACAAGAAGUCGUUUUUGAUCAUUUACAUUCGGUAGCUUAUCAAGGGACUCCUUUAGCGAAUACUAUUUUGGGGCCAACUGCUAAUAUUCGAUCGAUUAACUCCGGGGAUCUUCGCCAAUACUUAGAUAAUCAUUACAAAGCCAGUCGAAUUGUUAUUGCUGGUGCUGGAGGGGUUAAACACAACGAAUUGGUCAAUAUGGUUAAAGAAAAUUUUGGAAAAAUAAAUAAUGAAUAUAAAGGGGAAGUUCCCUGUUUAACUCCAUGUCGUUUUACCGGAUCUGAAGUUAGAGUUCGCGAUGAUUCCCUUCCUUUGGCUCAUAUUGCAUUGGCGGUUGAAGGAGCGGGUUGGACCGACCCUGAUACUUUAACUUUAAUGGUUGCGAGUACUUUAUUGGGGGCUUGGGAUCGUUCUCAAGCGUCGGGGAAACAAAACGCGACUAAUUUGGCGAGGGCGAGCGCUGAAGGGGAUUUAUGCCAUUCGUUUCAAAGUUUUAACACUUGUUAUAAAGACACCGGGCUUUGGGGGAUUUAUUUCGUUUCUGAUCCCUUGAAAAUUGAGGAUAUGGUGUUCCAUGUUCAAGAAGAAUUGAUGAGACUUUGUACUAGUCUCACUGAUGGGGAAGUUGAGCGUGCUAAAGCUUUGUUAACAGCUAAUACUUUGUUGCAAUUAGAUACAACAACCGCCGUUUGUGAAGAUAUUGGUCGUCAAAUUUUGUGUUAUGGAAGGCGUAUUCCCCCGCAUGAAUUGACUCAUCGCAUUGAAUCGGUGACCGCGAAAAACGUCCGAGACGUUUGUUACAAGUACAUUUACGAUCGGUGCCCCGCUGUUGCUGCAGUUGGCCCGGUUGAGCAACUUCCCGACUACAACAGGAUUCGUAGCGCCAUGUAUUGGCUCAGGCUAUAAAUUUAACGAGGGGUUCCACUAGUUCAAUUUGAAAAUUUCAAACUUAUACUAUUAUAUUGUAUGUGACACCAUAAUUAUUAUCUUUUUUUUUUUGAAUAAAUCCGUUUUUUCCUCUUCCCCAAGAAAGAAAAUAAUUAAA